AUGUCCGGUAUUUUGAUCUCUCUCGAUCCUGACCUCGCGCUGCUGUUUCUACGAACCUUCUGGAAGACGAUGCGACGGGAAUGGGGGGGAAUCGACUACCAUCGCCUGGAUAAAUUCUAUAUGCUCGUCCGCCUGAUCAUGCGUAACAUUCUUGAGUAUAUGGAGAAACGGGAUUGGGAGGAACAGGUGGUUUCCGAUCUUGCUGGCUGCGUCAUGCAUCAGGGGCUUUUUGCUAAGGACAAGUAUCGGGCUAUCGGUCUCGAGCUGCAUAUACUGGAUAUUUUCAACGAGGUCUUUAAAAAGUCUGGAGGGGAUGACGUCAGAGUGGUGAAGGCUGUUCUGCAAUUUUCUAAGCCAGUGGUGGGUGUGAUUCAAACGAAGGAGGACGGACGGUUGCACAAGCGAGCUCUCAGCUCCGUGUUUUCGGGACUGGCGGAAUAUUUACGGAACGAAGCGAAGGCAAACGCGAGUGAAGCUUCAUACGUCUCUGCGCUUCAAGAGGCGGCGCGCGAGAUGUCCGCGGAUCUCAAAGCAGCGCACGGCGCGGCGAAGGGGAAAAAGAAAAGCAUGCUUCGGAAAGGAGAGGUGAUUUUCACGGCGCUGCUUAACGAGCUGUCAGGCAGUGAUGCUGCGGAAGGAGGGGAAAAUGGGGAGGAGGAAGAUGGUGAUGAUAUGCAGGGUUUAGUUGAGGAUGGUGCUGAUGGCGGAAAGGACGACGCUGGUGAUGGUGAGGGAGAAGAAAUGGAAGAAGGGGAAGAGGAGGGGGGUGAAACAGGGGGACAGGGUUCAGGGGAGGGUUCAGGGGAAGGGGAGGACGGGGAAGAGGAGGAAGGAGAAGAGGAGGAAGGGGAAGAGGAGGAAGGGGAAGAGGAGGAAGGGGGAGAGGAGGAAGGGGAAGAGGAGGAAGGGGAAGCCGAGGACGGAGAAGAGGAGGACGGGGAAGAGGAGGACGCGGACGCUGAAAUGGAGCAGCAGAACAGUGCGAAGGAGGAAGAGGAUUGUGGGGAGCAUGGUGAGGAGGAAGCAGAUAAACCCAGAGGGGGUGUAAGAAAUGGAGUCGUGGCUGGUUCUGCUGAUGCGGGUGGUCAGAAACAGGCAAAUUCCACCUCCAAGCGCAAGAGACGGCAGCAGCAGGCGCAGCAGCAGCAGGAGGGCAGCGGUUCAGGCAAGAAGCGCAAGGGAAAGAAGGAUUUUGUGACGAAGGACGCAAAAACAGCCCUGCCGACGUCUGUAAAAUCAAGCAGUGUUCAGAAGGAGGGGCACCAGACUGUACAGGGACACGCAGCAGCAGCAGACGCAGCAGACGCAUCCGCAGCAAUAGCAGCAGAUUCUAUCCCUACUGCGGCAGCUACCGUACGAUCAGUGCUGGUGCACCCGCAUCUGUCCAUUAACUCCAAGACAGAAGGGCCGGGCGGCGGCGGGGCGGCAGACGAGGAGGAAGCAGACGGGUUUCGCACGCCGGAGAAGGACAUCAUAGACGCCUUCUCAUCCUCCUUUGAUUUCCCCCAGGAUCUCGCCACAGGGGCCGGGAGUGUGGGUGCUAGGAUCAUGGCUGCUGGUGAAGCCGCCGCCGCUGCUGCCACGUCAGCAGCAGAGGGUGAGGCCGGAGGAGGUCCGGUAACCCGAUCCAAGGACGGGAGAACAGACGCUGCGGCAGUUGGCGUGCAGUCAGCCCCGGCGGGCAAGGCCGGCGGCGCCGCGGGCAAGCGGAAGAAAAAGGUGAAAUUCGUUCUGAGCCGCAAUCUGGAGAUGUUCAAGGGAGGCCCGGUGCCUCCUCCUGCUGUGCGCACACCACCUGCUUCCCGCCCCAAAGGCAGUGCGCUUAAGCCCGGGACUAAGCCGGGGCCGAUCAACAUGCGCAUGCUCAUGGCGACUGCAGAUACGAGCCCGUCUCAGAUGACUGCCUCUGGGCGGAAGAAGGUGGAUAAAGCUGCCCGCUCGCCUGCCAAGUCCCCUAGUGCUGUGUCGCUGCGCCUGGUGAAUUUCCUGCAGUGA
Messenger RNA from Closterium sp. Yama58-4, 1995 nucleotides. The record is from the annotation of a GenBank genome assembly. Lineage: Eukaryota; Viridiplantae; Streptophyta; Zygnematophyceae; Desmidiales; Closteriaceae.